ACACUGGGGAUAGCGGCCCAAUGACAGCGAACUCGCCUAUACCAAAGUGAGGCAAAUUCCGGGCAAUUUCGAAUCGCUGGACUUUUGUAUGAACAACUCGGUCUUAGUUCAGGACUCGUCCUCGUUAUGAAGUAGCCCUUGUAUGCGUGCCACUUGAAUGCGUGCCACUUGAAUGCGUAGCGAAGUGGAUCAGAGCUGUUUUGCGUUGACUCGAUACUUGACCCAUACAGCAGAAACAUGACCCAUACGUUGCGAGGGCAUAUAAGAAGCCGCCAACUGCGUAGAUGUGUUAAGAGCAACUUCAGACAAACGUAUACCACGCUUGACAAACUUUACGACAUAUUUGGUCAAUUCCGUACGAUCUAAUCGUAUCUUCUACAUCAAGAUCUCCAGUAUGCCUGCAACAUUCGGAAACUAUGCGGGUACAGAAUCGAAGUCGAAGGCUUUCCAUUAUUCCCAAGCUGUCAGAGUAGGGAAUAUUGUGCGGAUAUCAGGUCAGGGUGGCUGGGAUACGGAAGGAAACGUAGCCCCGGAUGCUCCAAAGCAGGUCGAACUAGCGCUGGAGAAUAUUGAGAAAGCUCUUCAGUCGGUCGAAAAGAGUCUGUCUUGGAGAAACGUCUACGCUAUUCGAUCGUACCACACAAACAUCGACGAGUCUGCUGACAUGUGCAUCGAAGGCUGGCGGCGGGUUAUGCCUGAUCACCGGCCAGUGUGGACAUGUGUCGAGAUUACAAAACUUGGUAUUGAAGGCAUGCAAAUCGAAAUUGAGGUGGAGGCCCUAGUUGAGUAGGAGUACGGGACCGACGGUUGAAGAAGAUGGGCUACAGUGACCAAGAAGUCCAUUGUAUCGUGGGUGGUCGCCCCCUGGACGU
This is a messenger RNA of Alternaria alternata, 872 nucleotides long. RefSeq names its product YjgF-like protein. The record is from RefSeq and is a predicted model, not a curated record. Lineage: Eukaryota; Fungi; Ascomycota; Dothideomycetes; Pleosporales; Pleosporaceae. Bases 395 to 790 code for a protein of 131 amino acids. The transcript has a single exon.